Messenger RNA from Triticum turgidum subsp. durum (durum wheat), 276 nucleotides. Lineage: Eukaryota; Viridiplantae; Streptophyta; Magnoliopsida; Poales; Poaceae. The record is from the annotation of a GenBank genome assembly.
AUGGCGAUCAGGGGGGUACCUUCGCAGCGGGAGAUGACGGUGGCGGAGUUCAAGGAGUGGCUGAAGCAGUUCGACGCGGACGGCGACGGCCGGAUCAGCAGGGACGAGCUCCGCGAGGCCAUCCGCCGCCGCGGCGGCUGGUUCACCACCCUCAGGGCCGGCCGCGCCGUCCGCCGCGCCGACAGGGACAACAGCGGCUUCAUCGACGACGCCGAGGUGGAGAACCUCGUCGCCUUCGCGCAGAAGGAUCUCGGCAUGAGGAUCUCUGCCUGGUAG